This is a messenger RNA of Eublepharis macularius, 4830 nucleotides long. It is a transcript of the gene FIG4, whose product is annotated as FIG4 phosphoinositide 5-phosphatase. Gene Ontology annotation, biological process: phosphatidylinositol dephosphorylation. The record is from RefSeq and is a predicted model, not a curated record. NCBI's taxonomy places the organism in Eukaryota, Metazoa, Chordata, Lepidosauria, Squamata, Eublepharidae. Gene Ontology annotation, molecular function: phosphatidylinositol-3,5-bisphosphate 5-phosphatase activity. Gene Ontology annotation, cellular component: intracellular membrane-bounded organelle. The coding region runs from base 164 to 2884 and encodes 906 amino acids. The transcript has 23 exons.
UCUUGCUGACUGAGCGGAGGGGAAGGUGGCUCUAUGGUCCUCGCUAUCCUCCCUCUCCGUGGCGACGGUAGCCUGAGCCACCCCCCUAAGGAGAAAGAAGGGUCGCCCAGGAAGGCUGGCGCUGUGCCCCAGCCUGAGAGAAAACCCCUCCCUUUCCCCCACCAUGCCCGCUGCGGCGCCGAUCAUCAGCUCUGUGCAGAAGCUGGUGCUGUACGAGACCAGAGCUCGGUAUUUUCUUGUUGGGAGCAAUCAUGCAGAAACCAAAUACCGUGUUUUGAAAAUUGAUCGCACAGAACCAAAGGAUUUAGUUGUUAUUGAUGAUAGGCAUGUAUAUACCCAGCAAGAGGUGAGAGAACUGCUUGGCCGUUUGGAUUUGGGAAACAGGACAAAAAUUGGACAGAAGGGCACCUCAGGAUUAUCGCGAGCAGUCUCUGCUUUUGGUAUAGUAGGCUUUGUCAGAUUUUUAGAAGGUUACUACGUUGUGCUAAUUACAAAGAGGAGAAAGAUGGCUGAUAUUGGAGGACAUGCAAUAUAUAAAGUAGAAGAUACAAAUAUGAUCUAUAUUCCAAAUGACUCUGUACGAGUGACUCAUCCUGAUGAAGCAAGAUAUCUCCGAAUCUUUCAGAAUGUGGAUCUGUCCAGUAAUUUUUAUUUCAGCUAUAGCUAUGAUCUGUCCCAUUCUCUUCAAUAUAAUCUUACUGUUCUGAGAAUGCCUCUUGAGAUACUUGGGACAGAAACAGCUCGAACUCGGCAGGAGAGUUUUGAUAUUUUUGAAGAUGAGGGACUUGCUGCUCAGGGUGGAAAUGGUGUAUUUGGCAUUUGCAGUGAACCUUAUAGAAAAUAUGUGUGGAAUGGCAAACUGCUGGAUGUAGUCAAAAACGCUGUUCAUCGUGACUGGCUGUUGUAUAUUAUUCAUGGAUUUUGUGGGCAGUCAAAACUACUCAUUUAUGGUCGUCCAGUGUAUGUCACCCUGAUAGCUAGAAGAUCAAGUAAAUUUGCUGGAACACGGUUUUUAAAGAGAGGAGCAAAUUGUGAGGGAGAUGUGGCUAAUGAAGUAGAAACUGAACAAAUACUAUGUGAUGCUUCGGUGAUGUCAUUUUCAGCUGGGAGCUAUUCAUCCUAUGUCCAAGUGAGAGGUUCUGUGCCUCUCUAUUGGUCUCAGGAUAUUUCAACUAUGAUGCCUAAACCACCAAUUACAUUGGACCAGGCAGAUCCGUUUGCACGAGUUGCAGCACUACAUUUUGAUCAGAUGCUUCAGAGGUUUGGCUCCCCCAUCAUAAUCUUGAAUCUCGUAAAGGAACGUGAAAAAAGAAAGCAUGAAAGGAUAUUGAGUGAAGAACUUGUUACUGCUGUGAUCUACCUCAAUCAGUUUUUACCUCCGGAACAUGCUAUUGUUUAUAUUCCUUGGGACAUGGCUAAAUACACAAAGAGCAAACUAUGCAAUGUCCUUGAUAGGCUGAACGUGAUAGCAGAGAAUGUGGUGAAGAAAACUGGAUUCUUUGUAAAUCGUCCUGAUUCCUAUAGUAGUGUCUUACGCCCAGAUGAAAAGUGGAAUGAGUUGGGAGGAUGUGUGGUCCCCACUGGCCGCUUGCAGACUGGAGUUCUUCGAACCAAUUGUGUAGAUUGCUUGGAUCGCACAAAUACAGCCCAGUUUAUGGUUGGGAAAUGUGCUUUGGCCUAUCAGCUUUAUUCCUUAGGGUUGAUUGACAAACCCAAUCUGCAGUUUGACACAGAUGCUGUUAGAUUAUUUGAAGAACUUUAUGAGGAUCAUGGCGAUACGCUUUCUCUCCAGUAUGGUGGUUCUCAACUUGUUCAUCGAGUAAAAACCUACAGAAAGAUAGCACCUUGGACCCAGCAUUCUAAAGAUAUUAUGCAAACUCUUUCAAGAUAUUACAGCAAUGCUUUUUCAGAUGCUGACAGGCAAGAUUCAAUUAAUCUGUUUCUGGGAGUGUUUCAGCCUGAAGAAGGGAAACCUCAUCUCUGGGAACUACCUACUGAUUUUUACUUGCAUCAAAAGGACACAAUUAAUCUUGUCCAGGCAAGGCGAAGCUACACUUACUGGUGGACUCCAGGUGUAUUAAAACACUUGCCAAUGCCUUAUGAUGAAGUAACGUGUGCUGAAAACAGAAGGAAGCUAAUAGUGAAGAAAUUUCAUAAAUUUGAUGAAGAAAUUGAUAUUCAUAAUGAAUUUUUUCGCCCUUAUGAACUCAGCAGUUUUGAUGACAUCUUUUGCUUGGCAAUGACAAAUUCGAUUAGAGAUUUUAUGCCCAAGAAUGUUGGCAUUGAUCCAAGCCCAUUUACUGUACGUAAACCUGAUGAAACGGGAAAAUCUGUGUUGGGGAAUAAAAGCAGCAGGGAAGAAACUGUGUUGCAGCGUAAAACAGCUGCUAGUGCUCCUCCACCUCCUAGCGAGGAAGCUGUGUCGAGCAGCUCUGAGGAUGAUUCUGGGACUGAUAAAGAAGAUGAAGGUGCUGUGUCACAGCGAUCAACGCCAGUGAAAAUGACAGAUGCUGGAGACAAUGCCAAAAUAACAGAGAAUGUAGUGCAAUCCAUAAAAGAUGUAUAUGGGAUCAAUCUCUCAGAGUCUCUUUUAGAAGAUGAUCUUAGCAUAUACACAAGGUUUGUUCAAUUGGGGCACAGUCAAUACAAGCAAGACAAGGCUCAUCAACUGCUUCAUUCUAAACACUUAGAUGGAGUUAUAAAUGUAACACACAUCUCAGCCUUCUCCCAAGACAACAUUUAUGAAGUCCAGCCUCCUAAAGUUGACAGAAAAUCUGUUGAAAUCUUUCAUGCCCACAUCCAGGCGGGCAAGGGCAUCAUGCAGCCCCUGGGAAAAGAAGACAUCCUCAUGUACCGAGAAUACAUUAGAAACAGAUAUAUGUAAAAACCGUCUAUGUUCAACUUUGUUCCAGAAGUGUCCUGAAAGAGGUCACCAUGUGUGUCUCUUAGGCAUAGUUUUUUGGUCAUGUUUGAUGGCAUUAUCUAAAUAGCUGCAAUACUCAAAAGGAAUUUUCGUUUGUUAAGAUUUGUGGAAGCUAAACAAAAAAACCUACCUUUGGAAUUUAAAAAGUAGACAUUGACAGGGUUUGUAAAUUGUUCCUAUAAAUUGUGCUGUUUAAUUAUGUGUAUUGCUUUUCUCAGCAUAUUGAGAUAAGAAGAAAUGUUCCCAGUGCAAUAGAGCCAAUGGAAACUUUUGGGAAUGCUUUUUGCCUCCUUGAGCUUGUCAAAAUAUUUAUUGUGUGCCCCACAAAUCAUGUAUAGUUCAGUUAAUGUGUUUUGAAAGAAAAUGUCAAAUAUUAGAUGCAUCUGUUGAAAAUGGUUGUUGAGCAAGAUCUGAAGUUAAUUUUUUAUAUUGUGAUUUAAAAAAAAAUAGCCGAAAAUGAAGAAAUGCCAACAAAUUUUCUGAGAAUUCGAUACUGUAGUUGGGUUUUGUUGCCUGUUGCUCUUCUGUGGGCAGAAUCCCAAUAGCAUCUACAGAAACAUUAUGGUGUGUUCUAAAGUCAUUUCUAGAAUGUCCCUAUAAGAAUUGAAUAUCAUUAAAUUUUUAUUUGAUAAAAUAGAGAUGUAGUUUGCUGUUAGUUAAUAAAGAGAACAUACCAUAAAUGUGGAAUGCUGCAUUUAUAUACUUAGGGCUGUAAUUCUGGGAUGGUAAUACUUUAUUACCAAGAAUUGUAAGUUACACAUAAAGAGUGCAGUUAUGGGAUCAGUAAUAGUGGGAUUCAGCAAUAUAUACUGCCUGGUUGGAGAAGAAAUCAGUUUUAUUCUGUAGCUACCCUAUUCAUUGGUACACAAUGGAUGUGUUGCCUCUGACAAACAUGCCUUGUUUUGACAUUCAGGUGUCAUCUCAAUUGGUCAAAUUGGUCUAAUUUCAAUCUGUGAAAGCUCAGCCUUUUUGAGGAAAUUCUCUUUUACUAAAUAUAGACUUUUAUUGCUGUGAGAAUCCUCUUGUCCUUACAAGAUAAUCACAUAAGUCAUCUUGGCACAUAGGACAGCCAGGGCAAAAAAAAGAAGUUGGGAGAGCUGGAGUGCCAAUCCCACUUCUGCUAUCUGCACUGUAGUAAGUAGCUUCCUGUCCAGUGUCAAGUGAAUUCCAAGACAGUAGUCAUGUGCACACUGAUCAGUCAGUCAGGUCUGGAGCCUUGUGCUCAGGGCCAGCAGCUUCUAAUCUAGGCAAACAGAAGCUGCCCAGCAGCAAACAUCUGGCACUGCAAGAUCUGGCCAUGUGCAGUACUUGCUUUACACACAUUCCACAUUCCAGAUAGGAUAGCAUUUAUGAUUCUUCAAACCUCCAUAAAAUCUACUUAGUUUAUUCUAAAGACUGCAAAUCUUACUCCCAUUCCAUUUUAAAUAAACAGUUCAUUUUUUUAAAGCAUGUAACAUUAUUUUGGGUGUAAAAAGCUCUUGUUGCUCAGCAAACAUUUGCUCUUUGUAGAGUGCAAGAAAGAACAGAGUACUUUUAAGAAACACACAUGUUCCAAUUCAUUCCUAUCUAAGGUCACAAUUUCUUUGUACAGCCACAUCUAGUUUCAGUAGACUUAAGACUCAAAUUCCAUUUGUAUGGGAGUGAUUAUCUAUUAAUGGAUGGAAAAAGAAACACUUACUGUACUGUAAUACUCUAAUUGCCCUGUAUUUGUUGUAAAUGCUAUCUGAAACUUUAAAAUGUGAAUUGUCAUAUGUAGUUUGAUUCUAGCAGCUGACCUUACUGCCUUUUUUUUACAUUAAAUGCAUAAAUGUAGAUAAUUUAAUAGAUUUGCCAGUCCAAGAAAAAAUAAUAAAUUGAUAGAAAAUGCUUGUAAAAAGGAAACUGAUGUUGUUUUUAAAUAAAUAUAU